AUGGACUUCAACAUGGAAAAUAACAGAAGAACCAUGUACUCCGAGAAUCCUAGCGACAUACUGGACUCUCAGUAUAUAGAAUCUCUCCUGCAGGCUCCCGAGGGAGAAACCCCUACGACAGAAAAUAAUAAAAAUAAAACUCAACACGACGUCUUUUCCAGCCCCACUACUGGACCCAUGGUGAUGGGCGGUAAUCAUGAUGAUUAUUUAUUUGACAAUUUCAUAUCUACCGGUACAUUGGAUGCGUUCCAUCAUAAUGAUACAAAUGCAACUGCACCUAAUAUUUUUAUGUCCGAACACGAAUUCACUACUGUCCCUAAAGAUGAUAUUAAAUCAAGAAGAGAUGUUUCCGUUGUGCCUAAAUGGUCAUUAGUGGAUUGUAGAACUUUAUUAAACGAUACUGUGACAUUUGGAAGGACUGAAUCUGUUCAUACAGUCCGUCAGAGUCCCAUAGAUUACAUAAAUCUAGAUGAGAGUCUGCUGCCCUAUACGCUAUCUGUAGAGGGACUUCCCGAGAUAUCAAGAGUGGAAAAUCAAUUAAAACUUUCAAUGAAGUUAUCCAAUAAGACCGAAGGUGCCGCCAUUCCUGAAAACAUGAUCUAUCUAUCAAGUGACUGUAUUGCAAGGCAAAAAUUUUAUGUCUCUAAGGAUUUAUCUGCAUAUCCUAAGGAAUUCCAAGAUCAAUUGUUACACUUGGAAGCAUUCUUAGUUUGUACAUCCAAUAAGAAGAUUUCAAAUGCAUGCAUGAAAUGUGUCAAGAGAGAACAAAGAAGAGCUUCCAGAAGGAAAUCAGGGUUACAUGAUAAUAUGCUAUGGUGUGAUAAUGAAAACAGAAGGGCUGUAGUAUUUAAUAAUAGACAAGUCUUUGUCGUCAAUAGUGAAAGUGCUGAUAGUCAAACGAAGAAAUUUGAACUGACUGCAAGAUUGGUAUGUUAUUGUAGGCAUCAUGAUGCUGCCAAUGGAUUUCAAAUCCUAUUCGUUGUUAGAAAUACAAUGGGUGAUGUCCUGGCUAAGACGUUUACUUCAUCCAUAAUGAUUACAGAUAAGAAGCCUAGCAGUCUAACUUCAUUUCCAGCAUCAAAUACAGAACCUAAACCUUUAUCAAACGGAGUGCCCACAUUGUCAACCACUAUGAGUGAAAAUAAUAUCAUGGAAACUACCAGUUCCGCCACCAGUCAAGCUUACAUGGAACCAAAUAACGAUUAUUCCUUUGUAAAUGAGAAUUAUAUGGCAGUUACACCAACGGCAUUAAUGAACAAAGGUACGAGAUUGUCAUCAACAAAUUUAACUAGUGAAGGUUCCGAAUCUCAUAUUAGUGAUUUUAUUAAUAAUAGUAAUCACUUCAAUUCAGCAACAUCGGUGUCUCCAGGAAAUUCUAUCACAGCAACAGAUGUUCAAGGAAGGAAACGAUCACGUAUGAAUUUACAAGAUACAUACCGUUACAAUACCCAAGUACCACUCUCCAAUCAAUAUUUAUCCAAAACAACUUCUCCAUUGGCAAAUAACACGGUUGUCCCUACAGACUUAACUAAUAUUAAUAUCAGCAAAGCACAACACAAUAAUAGUCUUCCCUCUAGCCUCCCAUUAAAUGCAAAUAGACCGAGUAUCCAACGUGUAAUACCAGCGGAGGGACCCAUUAACGGUGGUAUUGAAGUAACUCUCCUGGGAUUUAACUUUAAACCAAAUUUAGUUGUUAAAUUCGGUGAAAAUGUUGCUCUUUCUCUUCAACAUUGGAAUGAAUCCACAAUAGUCACAUAUCUACCACCUGCUGCUCAAGCAGGUCCUGUGGAUGUGACUAUAAUGGAUCCUAAUGAUCCUGAUCAUCAUCUAAUGGAAAUGAUGCAUCCAACUAAUAAAGUCAUAUUUACCUAUGUCGAUGAUACUGAUAGACAACUAUUAGAGCUUGCCUUAAAGAUUGUUGGUAUGAAAAUGAAUGGUAAAUUGGAGGAAGCACGUAAUGUAGCUAAAAGGAUUUUAGGGAGUGACCCAACCUCACCUCCAUCGUCAUCGUCAUCCUCAAAUAUUUCACCUGCAAACGUGGGCUCCCAUCAAUAUAAUACUAAUGCUAACGACAAUAAUACUCUUUCUGAUGAGGUUUUAUUGACUAAAGUGAUUAAAACUUUAAAGAGUUCUUCCAAUAUUUCCAUGUGUGACAACUUAGGCCGCACUUUAUUGCAUUUAGCUGUCUUGAAAGGCUAUUCUCAUUUGACCUCGCAACUGAUACAGAGUGGUGCUAGGAUUGCUGUGAAAGACAUAUUUGGAUAUACUCCGUUACAUUUUGCAUGUGUAAAUGGUAGUAUCGAGAUGAUUAAGCUAUUAUUAAGUUGCGAAGCUUCAGUGAAUGACGUUACUAAGAACAAUUUAACUCCAAAGAUGUUAUUCCUAAGUAAUAGAGGAUCUAACGCUGAUGCAAAGAUGACAGACGACGUUCUACAUCUACUAGAUGAAUUUGAUGAAACACAUAAUUUGUCGAGACCUAUAUCGACGAUUAGUUUGGAUUCACUUGAUAAAGUAUCCAUUCAUUCCGAGCAGGGUGUGGGUGAAAGGAUAGUUAGACAAGAAACAGAAAAUUCUGGUUAUGAGUAUAGCGGAUUUGAAGAUUUUGAUGAUGAUCUUAACGAUGAGCCAUGGUCACAGUCGGAAUCUGAUAGUGAACAUCUUUCAGAGCAUCGUUCUAGAAUGCAACAAAUUCCCAAUGAUAACGGACUUGAUUCUCUACCCAGAUAUGAAGAUAUUUUCCCUACCAAUGGAACAGAAAGCUCACAAAAGGAGAAAAGUAUGGCUGUCAUUGUUCAUCCAGCUCCAGCUCCAACUGGAUUGGUUACAUCCUCUUCCUCACAAGUGGAGGACUCGCAUACGUCUUCUGAAGACGAAACAGAAGCAUUUCAACGAGGGUUUAACAGAUUCUUCCAAAAUAGACAAAAGUUUAGAAAUGAUAAAAUGUUAUUUUUCUUUUGGUUGCCAGUUACUCUUAUUUUGUUGACUUAUUUCGUGUUAUAUGCAUUGGGAGGAAACAAUGGAAGAAUUCAUCGCAUGGCAAGUGUGGUACCAGAGUAUUUACGAUGCGGUUUGGCAAAAGUGCUUUUGGGCAAUGAAAGAAUGAAAACAUUAGUGAAGACUAAAUUUUCUGAAUUUCAAAAUACAGGGGUUUUGAACGAUAUUAUGGUUGGAUAG
Molecule: messenger RNA, 3174 nt
Organism: Naumovozyma castellii
Lineage: Eukaryota; Fungi; Ascomycota; Saccharomycetes; Saccharomycetales; Saccharomycetaceae
Gene: MGA2
Product: Mga2p
Exons: 1
Coding region: 1-3174 (1057 amino acids)
Source: RefSeq, a predicted model, not a curated record